Lolium rigidum is the source of this 1649-nucleotide messenger RNA. Its product is annotated as zealexin A1 synthase-like. The coding region runs from base 38 to 1615 and encodes 525 amino acids. The record is from RefSeq and is a predicted model, not a curated record. NCBI's taxonomy places the organism in Eukaryota, Viridiplantae, Streptophyta, Magnoliopsida, Poales, Poaceae. Gene Ontology annotation, molecular function: iron ion binding; oxidoreductase activity, acting on paired donors, with incorporation or reduction of molecular oxygen; monooxygenase activity. The transcript has 2 exons.
GCUCGAUUGGCAGCUCCAGUAGUGGCCACGCGCGGACAUGGAGAUGGAUCAACUCUCUCCCGGAAGCUUGUUUUCGUUGGCCGUAGCCACCACGAUUCUCUUAUGGUUUGUUCUGAGGCAGGCUCUCGGCGGAGGUAAGGACACAGGAGCCAAGCAUCCUCCAGGCCCAUGGAACUUACCCAUCAUCGGCAGCCUCCACCACCUCGUCAUCGGCACGAGGCUGCCGCCGCACCGUGCGUUGCUCCGCCUGUCGCGCCGGCACGGCCCGCUCAUGCUGGUCAGGCUCGGCGAGGUGCCCAAAGUCAUCGUGUCCAGCCCGGAGGCGGCGAUGGAGGUGCUCAAGACCAACGACCUCACCUUCGCGACCCGCCCUAGCGGCCCCACGAUGGACAUCGUCAGCAGCGGCGGCAGAGGCCUCGUCUUCGCGCCCUACGGCGAGCACUGGCGGCAGAUGCGCAAGGUCUGCGUCGUGGAGGUCCUCAGCGCAAGACAGGUGCGGCGCAUCGAGUCCAUCAAGCAAGACGAGGUCGCGCGCCUCUUGGAGUCGGUCGCCGCCGCGUCGGCUGCCUCGCCAGCCGCCUCCGUCGACGUCGGCGAGCGGCUGGCCAGGCUGACCAACAACGUCAUUGCCAGGGCGGCGUUCGGCGGGGAGUGCCGGCAGCAGGAAGCGUACCUCCGGGAGCUCGCCAGGAUGUCGACGCUGGUGGGAGGGUUCAGCCUCGUUGACCUCUUCCCGUCGUCGCGGCUGGUGCGGUGGCUGAGCAGCGCCGCCGGCAACGUCAGGAGGAGCCAUGCCCGGGUGCAGCGCAUCCUGGGAGACAUCAUCCGAGAGAGACAGGAGAAGAAACCAAACGCCGACUCUGCUGCUACUGCUGCUAGAGACGACGAGGACCUGCUGGACGUGCUCCUGAGGCUGCACAAGGAAGACGCCCUCAGUUUCUCUCUGACGCCGGCGAUCAUCAGCGCCGUCAUCUUUGAUAUAUUUGGAGCAGCUACUGACACUACAGCUGCCACAAUAGAAUGGGCCAUGGCGGAACUCAUCCGCAACCCACACGCAAUGGCAAGGGCGAAACUAGAAGUCCGACAGAGGCUGGGAGUACACCACCAGAGAUCCGUUGUCACGAGUGCAGACCUCAGCGACCUGCACUACCUUCGGAUGGUCAUCAAGGAGACGCUAAGGUUGCACCCACCUGGCCCGAUGAUCCACCGGGCGUGCCAGGAGGACUGCCAGGUCAUGGGUUACGACAUACCCAAGGGCACCGCCGUCAUGAUAAAUGCAUUUGCGGUGGGGAGGGAUCCGGCACACUGGGGCGAGGAUGCGGUCGAGUUUAGGCCGGAGAGAUUCGAGGAGAUGGGAACGGAGUAUGGCUGGCAGGGGCCGCAGAUGGAGUUCAUUCCGUUUGGGGCUGGCCGGCGGCAGUGCCCCGGAGCUCUGUUGGCGACUACGACCAUUGAGCUCGUGCUCGCCAACCUCCUGCACUACUUCGACUGGGCUAUCCCUGGUGGGGCGGCCCCAGAGACACUCGACAUGGGUGAGGUGUUUGGGAUCAUCGUGCGCACUAGGUCUAGCCUCUUCCUGAAGGCAGUAGCUGCCUGCCAUCUACAAGACCACUAGUUUAGCGUAGUAACUAAUGCAGUAACCUACAAGU